CGUCAUGAUUCCUGCGACGCUUUUCGCGAACUCGUGUAUUGAAUAGGCGUUCUGCGCUGUUGUAGCCUGUAUUAAAUUAAUAUUAUUAACGUAACAUUUCAACAAUAAUGUCGUUUAUGGAUGACGAAACAUCGGACAGUGGGGUAGACUCAAGAUCACGGUUGGAAAGCUUUGUAUUCAGUUGCGAGUUGUCCUCUGAUGUUCCAUUUUACACUUUUCAAGCAGAUGAAGAUGAUGAUGUAGAACAUUUUCUCGAGCUUAGAACGAUCUGUCUGGGUGACGGUGCCAAAGAGGAGAAUAAUGUGGUGGAAGUGACUGCUAUGAAUCACCAAGGAAAGAAAAUAUCGGUGCCAGUAGCUAAUCUUCACAAAUCCUGUCUACCUAUGGUAAGCCUUGGUGAGUUUGAGUUGAUGGCUCCUGUUACACUACGCCUGAAAUCUGGAUCUGGACCAGUGACUGUCAGUGGGCUGCAUUUAGUUGCCACAGAGAAUGAGGAAGACACUGACAUGUCAGAUGAGGAAGAUGAUGAUAGUGAGGAGGAAAUGCCUGCAGUCAAACCAGCCAAGAAAAAGCAGUAGCUUUUAGAUUUUUACCAGAUUUAAUUGAAAGUGGCAUAGGAUUUAACAGAUUUGUGUACUGUCAGAUGUGGUUGCAAAUGUUCAAUCAAAAGGUAAAGGUCUUGUGAACUUUUGACUUCAUGUUGAAAAUGAUUUUAUUUCUUAAAAUACUGUGACUUAUGCUUACAAGUGUCUGCAUUAAUGAGGUGGUGGUUUCUCAUAGUAAAGGAUGUGAGCUGCUAAUAUCAAGAUUCAGUCCCAGUUACCCGGGGAUUGAAAUUACAGUCCUGUCCUGUCACUAUUGUGUCCUUAAAGGGAUAGUUCAUCCAUAAAGUGUUUACCAUAAACUGGCAUUGAAUGACAUCACAGAGCACAAAUAUUUGUACAAUUUCUCCCAUUGAUAUGACUGUCUUUUUCUUAACACGAAGUCAAACAAUGACAAUUAAUUGACAAUCAAUCAGUUGACAGUAGACAGUGAAAAGCCUUUCAAAGACUGUCAAACUGCAUCUGCCUUUAACGGAAAGCACCAGCAGUGUUCUCUAUUGUUUUUCUUUUAUCCCACAGUAUGUCACUUGGUUUGUUCUUAAUGGUCUUUUUUUUUUUUUUUUGCAACUAAGGUUUUGAAUCCCUUUUAGUCCCUUUUUAAAGGACUGACAGAAUGAUGGUUUGCAUGGGGUAUAAGACAUUGAUAUAAAUCAUAAAGGACUGCCAUUGUUGCCAUUUUUGUAUUUUUUAAAUUUAUUUACAAAUCUGUAAAUAAAAUGUUUUAGUAGAA
Messenger RNA from Myxocyprinus asiaticus (Chinese sucker), 1332 nucleotides. RefSeq names its product nucleoplasmin-like protein NO29. Gene Ontology annotation, cellular component: cytoplasm; nucleolus; nucleoplasm. Gene Ontology annotation, biological process: chromatin remodeling. The transcript has 5 exons. NCBI's taxonomy places the organism in Eukaryota, Metazoa, Chordata, Actinopteri, Cypriniformes, Catostomidae. The record is from RefSeq and is a predicted model, not a curated record. Bases 108 to 578 code for a protein of 156 amino acids. Gene Ontology annotation, molecular function: chromatin binding; RNA binding; histone binding.